Molecule: messenger RNA, 870 nt
Organism: Coprinopsis cinerea okayama7#130
Lineage: Eukaryota; Fungi; Basidiomycota; Agaricomycetes; Agaricales; Psathyrellaceae
Product: NmrA family protein
Exons: 3
Coding region: 1-870 (289 amino acids)
Source: RefSeq, a predicted model, not a curated record
AUGACAACCCUGAUUACUGGAGGCGGAAGCAACAUUGGUACUCGUCUUGCCCUACUCCUCAAGGAAGCCGGUCGAAGUGUCCUCUUCGGCUCUCGAUCUGGCCUGAGGAUCCCUGAUGGUUUCGACUCCGUCAAGCUCGACUGGGACGACCCCACUACCUUCGAGAACCCAUUCAAGACUGACCACACCAUCGAGUCUGUGUACCUGAUCGGGCCUACAGACAACCUCAACCCCGGGAAACCGCUGAAACCCUUCAUUGAUUUGGCAGUGCAGAAGGGCGUGAAGCGGUUCGUGUACCUCAGCGGUAGCGGAGCCGACAGCAAGAACAACAUUGGCGGGCUUGGAGAGGUUCCUGGAUAUUUGGAGGAAAAGGGGUUGGAUCGAUGGAUUCUGCGACCUACAUGGUUCACUGACAAUCUCUUGACGGCCUACAGCUAUGGUAUUCGCGCGAAUGGAGAAUUCCAGUCCGUGAUUCCGACCGGGCGAGUUCCAUUCGUCGCGACCGAUGACAUCGCCAAAGCCGCGUUUGAAGGAAUAGUCGCAGAAGAGAACAAGGUCAAGGACGUGAUAGUCAUUGGGCCUGAACUCUUGACCUACGAUGAGCUGGCGGCUAUCACAAGUGAUGUUCUCGGAAAGAAGGUCGUCCACAAGGCGGUUCCUCCCGAAGUCCUGGAAGAGAUCUAUCGCCAUAUCAUGUCUGAAGAAGUUGCAAAAUGGUUGAUCCAAGCUGAGCUGGAGGUCGAGGCCGGUUCUGAGGAGAAAUGGGGCACUCUAACAGCCGAGGAGCAGGAGAAGUUGAAGGUCAAAGUUUUCGUUGGGACCAUGACAGUGAGGGAUUGGGUCGAGAAGAACAAGGCAGGGUUUGCUUGA